AAAUGAACCUCUCCAGAUGUCCCCAAUACUGUGAACAAGUUUCUCUAGAACAGUUUAUACCACAAAAGACGGUUUGCGUCUUAACAAAAUAAUCAUGCAGAAACGUUUUUGGUUCUGGUAUUUUUAUUUUCCAUGUGAGAGUGAACUGUGAACUGUGAACUGUGAACUGUGCGUUCUGAAACGUACUACAUCAAACUCGUCUAUAUGAAACAGUCAGAAACGGGCUGUGUGUGUUAGGGGCCCUGUCAGAGACUGGUCACGUGACUGAGGGCCCCGCUCCUGUUGUGAUGCCGCUACGCUCCCGUUGUUGUGAUGCCGCUCCGGCCCUGUUGGCGGCGCUGGUGUGGUGUUUGCCUGUCGAUCUGACGUCACCGGCGCGGUAAAAAAUGAAAAUGGCAGACGCGCGGGGUUUUGAUUUGACAGGGUUUUAGUGUAGUUUAGCUCUUUGUUCUGUUUACGUUUCAUAGACUGAUUUGUGCGACAGCCCCUCAUUGACCCACCGCGCCGUGUUUAGCGCUCCUGAGAGAACUCACAAAUUUGGAAGCUAUGAAUUCUGCGGAGACGAGGUUUGCCCACCUGUUACAGCCCAUCCGGGAACUUACUAAAAAUUGGGAUGUUGAUCUGGCCGCCCAGCUUGGAGAGUAUCUGGAAGAGCUGGACCAAAUGACCAUUUCAUUCGAUGGAGGGAAGACAAUGAUGAACUUUGCUGAAGCAGCACUGUUAAUUCAAGGCUCUACGUGCAUCUAUGGCAGAAAAGUGGAACUUCUGCAUAGUUUGGUUUUCCAGACUUUGGACUGCAUCUCGAAUAAAAACAGAAGACGUGACAAGCAAGGCUCUGAAGAUGCAAAUGGCAUCACAGAUGGCACGACUGCAAACAGUGAUAGAGAUGAUUGUGAGUUUGAUGUGAUGGAAGAAGAGCCCAGUACUCAUAACGUGGAAAUGAAGAGUGAUCCGGCUGAGCCAGUGAAGAUUUCCCGGCUGCCUCCUGAGUCUCUGAUUCCUGUAGAGGCACUUGAAAAGCAAAGAUACCCUCUCCUCAGUCUCAAGGGAGAGGUUCUUGGCAGCUGUAAGGAUUUCCGGAUCAAUAACUUCACCAUGGAUGCUUUGGGGAUCAUUUGCUUGGGACGGAAUUCCUCUUGCACUCACUUCCAAAGAGCGGCUUCAGAGGACAGGGCAGAGGUGAUGGUUGCUGUUCCUAAUGAUAAUUAUGAUGAUGUUGAUGAUAAUGGUGGCAGUGAGGAGCUCCCUCCUCUGGAAGAACAUGGCAUGGAGGUGGGGCCAGAGCCUGAGGAGCAUGUCGAAAGACACCAGGCCCCCAGUGAGAAAAGAUUGCUAAGAGAGAGGCCUCAAGUGCAGCCUGCUGCUGAGGAGCCCAAGCAGCUACAGGAGGCUGUAGAUCCUUGGAAGUGGCAUGACCCAUAUGAAAAUACAGGGGAAGAUAAACCUCUGAAAACAGGGAAGUGCUGCAACGUGCCUGCUGGCCUGGAAGAGUCAGGAAAGAGGAAGAGAAAAGGCCCCUCCAAACUGCAGGACUUCUGGGGCUGGUGCUCAAGUGUUUACGAGAACACAGACCGCAAGCUGAAGAAUGGGCCUUUGCAUCCUGAAUUCAAUUACAUCUAUCUGAGCAAGAUGAAUCAGCGGCUGAAAACACGGAAGAGGAUUCUGAGGAAAACAGGUAUAUAUAUAUCUGAUGAGGUCUUGAAAAGAACUUACUUGGAGCCAGAGAAGCAAGAGGAUCAAGAUGAGGUGGCCCGACAUCCAGACAUGGAUGCAGAGGACUACUCAGAUAAUGAAAAUGAGAACUUGUAUGAAGAUCAUGGUCCCAGAAAUGAUAUUGGUGAACAGGACCCGAUUUUCACUGACUCGCAGAUGGGCCGGAUCACUUACGAGGACCUGGUCAAAAAGAGUGUGGAACUCUUCCUAGUGAAUUCGCAGAAGUACGCUCAGGAGACUGCUCUGUCUCGCAGAGUGAAGGAAUGGGAGGAUGAAAUCAACCCAAGGCUCUCAGCUCAGGAAGACCGUCCUCCUUUUGACAUCCAUGACUACGGGGACAGGAUUGUCCAUGCACUUGGUGCUGUUGGGGUGAAGCAGUCAUUUGCAUCCCUCGUCACAGGCAUGGAGAACACAGAAGCCUGCAGAUACAUGCUGGCUUCUCUUCAGCUGGCCAAUGACUACACAGUGGAGAUUGACAAGAAAGCUGGGCUUGAGGAGAGCAUUGAUACCAUGGAGCUGACGUUACUGAGCAAACAGAGGGCACAUGAACGUCUCAAGACAUACACCACCACCUCAGACCAUGACCUCCCUUGA
Colossoma macropomum (tambaqui) is the source of this 2307-nucleotide messenger RNA. RefSeq names its product non-SMC condensin II complex, subunit H2 (gene ncaph2). Gene Ontology annotation, cellular component: nucleus; condensin complex. The coding region runs from base 547 to 2307 and encodes 586 amino acids. Lineage: Eukaryota; Metazoa; Chordata; Actinopteri; Characiformes; Serrasalmidae. Gene Ontology annotation, biological process: meiotic chromosome condensation; mitotic sister chromatid separation. The record is from RefSeq and is a predicted model, not a curated record. The transcript has 20 exons. Gene Ontology annotation, molecular function: chromatin binding.